GUUUCUAUUGGCCGAGCGCGAAACUUGAAUUCUUUUUGGGAACAGCAAGCUGCUGCUCGGAGCAAACCAGGAUGAAUAUUCAGCUAUCUAACGAAGAUAUUUUGUGAAUUUAACUAGACAUUUUAUGACGUUAAACUGUUUGUUAACUUAGUCUUUGCGAGUUUAAAGGAUUUGUUCUAAAUCAAAGCGAAAUGGAUAUCGCCCGUUAUCUACAGUGUUUUGAAAGCAGCUUGAACUCAUAUACAGGAGACGAUCCACUGGAUCCAUGGGACAAGUUUGUGGAGUUAAUGGAGCAAAGGCUACCCACAGACAGUGGCAGCGGGUUGGCUGUGGUAUUUGACAGUCUUGUAAAGAGAUUUCUGAAUGACGAUCGAUACGCAAAUGACACCAGAUAUGUGAACUACUGUAUCAAAUGCGCAAGUUACUGUUCCGACCCUAUUGUGCUGUACAGUCAUAUUUACAGUAAGGGCAUUGGCACUAGGGCUGCUGCCCUUUAUGUGGCCUGGGCACAGCAGUAUGAAAACAGGAGCAUGAAUGAACAGGCCGAUGCAGUGUACCACAAAGCAAUGGAGAACCAAGCCCAACCAGCCGACACUGUUCUCCAUGAAUACAGGCAGUUUCAAACAAGAACCAGAAGCCAGAUGCCAGGAUCUGGAGUUCAAAUCCCUUUGCAGACCUCCCGUUUAACCAAUCAGAUGUCAUCCCACAGAGAACCAGCUGCUCAGGCCAUUACCUCUGUGGAUUGUUUAUCCAAACCACCUACAAAUAAAACCAUCCUAGUAGUCUCCCGCUCUGAGACCUCAGGGAUGCUUCCUCCUAGCCAAGGCUCCAGUGUUCAGACUGUGUCAGAGUACAUAAAGGAUGAACUUGUCUGUGAAGGAUCUGAAUUCUGCUUUGAGGAGGUCAGAGCAGCAAAAUACUUCUGUAACCUCCAGGAGAAGAAGGAAAACAAGGAGAGAGAAAUGAUAGAGAAGAGACUGAGGGAGAAUGAGGAGAAAUUUCUGAAGAUGAAAUCAGUGUUGGAUAAACUUAACCAGGAUCUGGAGACCUGUGGAGGGAUAACCGGCCACAGCUCGUCACAGAGGCUGUCUGUAGUAGAAACAGCCACCAGUCUGAACCCUAAUCCUAUACAGCAGUUCUUCGGGCAGCCUCGACCCUCACACCGGCUGAGCAGCAGUCACCCUCUUGGCCUGAGAUUACACUCUGAGCCGACCUUCACUGCCAUCGCUGAACUUCCACAGCAGCAGAACCACAACUGGGCUGCUGACGGAAACGCCACAAGCUCAGACGUAUCCCAUCAUCACUCUGUCCUGGCUGAUAGGAAUAUUCAUUUACCAAAGACGUAUGUGUCCACAGACCAGUUGUCUGUCUCAGCAGCCCAUAGGCUUUGA
Messenger RNA from Monopterus albus (swamp eel), 1391 nucleotides. Its product is annotated as mitotic checkpoint serine/threonine-protein kinase BUB1-like. The coding region runs from base 192 to 1391 and encodes 399 amino acids. Gene Ontology annotation, molecular function: protein kinase activity. NCBI's taxonomy places the organism in Eukaryota, Metazoa, Chordata, Actinopteri, Synbranchiformes, Synbranchidae. Gene Ontology annotation, biological process: mitotic spindle assembly checkpoint signaling; meiotic sister chromatid cohesion, centromeric. The transcript has 10 exons. Gene Ontology annotation, cellular component: nucleus. The record is from RefSeq and is a predicted model, not a curated record.